This is a messenger RNA of Seminavis robusta, 2112 nucleotides long. NCBI's taxonomy places the organism in Eukaryota, Bacillariophyta, Bacillariophyceae, Naviculales, Naviculaceae. The record is from the annotation of a GenBank genome assembly.
AUGCCAAUCCCUCCUCCUGCCAUUCCUCCUGUAGCCGGUGCGUUGUACGCUGGAGCAGCCCACCUUGCCGCUCAUGCCGCUCCUCUGCUACCCGACGUCCUGACCCUGUCGUAUGCUUCCAUUUCCGUCUGGCUGCUCCGGUUUAUCUGGAAAAACAAGGUUCCCGAGUGGGCCAAAGAAGACGUCUCGUUCCGCAACCUGCUGUCUAAAAAGAAAACACCAAAUAACGAUAAUGACAAUAAUGACAAGGAUGAAACCGAAUUGUCAGCAUCGGAGCGAGACGAGUUGGAAAUGGCCAACUUGUCAUCCAUUCUCGUCAAGCUAAGAGCGUUGGUGCAAUCGGUGGAGUUGGACGAUGAUCAUCCCACUCUACUGCAACAACACGCUGCCCUACUCGCAUAUAUCCAGCUGUGUGCCCAAAUCAAACGACAGGAAAUCGAACAAUUCGCUGAUAAAGGAGAGGGAGAACACGAAAAUAGUGAUGAACAUGAGGAUGAUGAACAGGAUGAAAAAAAGGUUGAGGAGGCCCCUUCUUCUCCUCGUGAAGAGCAAGAAGAAGAAGAAGAAACCGCAACAAAAAAGUGGAAAUCCCGUGAUCACCUCUUUGAAAUUUCUUCAGGUCUCUCCUCCUCGGAUCACACUCUUCCACACGAAUACAAGGAAUUCUGUGCAAACCCCAAAGCUUCCCCCCUCUGGCCAAAGCUUCAAAAGCAACUCAACUUUGCAACCUGGGCGUACUAUGAUGACGCUGAAAGCUUGUCCGAACGAUUGGCCCAUGAAGACUUUUGUCUCUUGCAACAUUCCUUGCGGCCGUCACGACCAGGGCAUGUUGCGUACUAUGUCGCCAUGUCUUCCGCUUCCCAGAAGCAACUGGUGGUGGGAAUUCGCGGAACAUCCUCCUUGGAAGAUAUUAUCACGGAUGUCUGUGGACGAUCCGUGCCCUUGGACGAUCGUCCCUAUUACUACGAUCAUGAUAAAGGAUCCACCCGCAAUCAGGCAAACAACGAUCAUGACCCGUCACGGAUUGAAGUGACUGUGGCUACACCAACCGAAGAAGAACAUGAAAUCACCACCCACACGCAAGGCGUGGAAAUUAUUCCAGGGAAUCAAGAACAAAUUAUGGUGGAACGGCAUCGAGUACACUCUACCACUUCCGCGACAAACGACGAAAGAACCGACAAUUCGUAUCAACCGCUUCUAUACUGUCAUGAAGGAAUCAUGGUAUCUGCCAAACGAUUGGUGGACAGCAUCCAAGACCAAGUGGAGUACUGGUGUGUCAAACGAAACUAUCAGCUUGUGCUUGUUGGUCACAGUUUGGGCGCUGGAGUCGCUUCCUUGACCGGAGUUCUCUUGCGACUUAGAAUUCCUGAAUUGACUCUUCAGAAAGACGGAGAAACACCCCGCAUGCACGUCUUUUGCUUUGCCCCGCCUCCCGUGCUUGAUAAGGAUGCCUCCUUGGCCUCUACCAGUUACACAACCAGCAUCGUAGGCAAUGCGGACAUGAUUCCUCGAUGUUCUCUGGUGAACCUGCUCAUUCUGUUGGAGAUAUUGAAGGGUAUUUGGAAGGAGCUACAACAGCAAGACUUGGCUCCCACGGGGGCCAAGACAACAGCUGCUUUCUUCAAAAGGCUAGCAAAAGGAACUGAAGGAGUCGAACCGUUAAUGUCGGCUUCAGCUGUACGAACGCUCAUGUCCGAAUCAGCGGAUAAGGUCCACAACAAGGGGUCUGAUGGAAGCAAUGAAGUUGAUGAUCAUUCCGCCAAAGGCCAAGUACCGGUAGGGGAACAGAUGCAGGACACAACAACUGAAACCAGAAUUCAAAGCGAAGACAUUGUCAAUCACAACUUGUUCAUUCCUGGUGUUGUCUUCCUUGCCUACGAACCAUACUCAGUCCUUACUACAAGCGAUAACGCACGAGAAACUCUGGCACGAGAUAACACGACAACUGAAGCAAACGAAAGUUCUCUCGCAGCACAACCCUGCAUGUCUUGGAUUUUAACCGAUGGACAUGCGCCAGCUUUGCAGCACUUGGAUGGCUUGGAUAGUCGAAUGUUUGUGGACCACACAACGACAGCUUACUACUCACUGUUGGAUCUGGAAUAUAUCUUCUAG